GAAAAAGGGAUAAUUUUUUUAGAAAAUAAAUGUUUCCACUUCAUUUCAGAUGUCUUACUGCAUUUACGUGUACUGGUUGGGCAAGGUCACUGAACUCCUGGAUACCAUUUUAUUCGUCUUAAGAAAAAAGUAUAAUCAAGUAACAUUUCUUCAUGUCUACCAUCACGCCUCUACCAUGUUCGGUACAUAUCUGCUGUUCCUUUACGAUCAGAGUGCUUCAGCCAUCUUCUUAGUGUUUAUCAACUCCUUAGUACAUGUGGUCAUGUACUUUUACUAUGGAUUAUCCGGUCUCGGCCCGGAAGUUGCCAAGUAUCUAUUUUGGAAGAGACAUAUUACCAAUUUUCAAAGAGUACAGUUUGUGUGUGUGUUCAUAUAUCAGUUCAUUGAUUUCUUCUUCACCACGUGCGAACACAGCGCUUUAGGAUUUCUUUACUUCGAGCUGUCUACGGCCUUUUUCUUUUAUUUAUUUACACAGUUUUAUAAUGCAAGUUAUAAUAAACCAAAAAAUCAAAAACCAAUCACAAAACAGGAAUGAUGUAAUUUUAAUAUUGUCAAUUUGGAAAAAUAUCGAUUAUGAAGGGCAAUAAAUUAUUUUCAAAUGAUACAUAAAUAUUUAAUUUACCUUUACUAACAUAUACAGGAUUAAUUAUUAAUGAUAGUUGUUUAAACUUAUAGAAUC
Diatraea saccharalis (sugarcane borer) is the source of this 679-nucleotide messenger RNA. NCBI's taxonomy places the organism in Eukaryota, Metazoa, Arthropoda, Insecta, Lepidoptera, Crambidae. The record is from the annotation of a GenBank genome assembly.